AUGAAACAAUUUCUCAAAUUUGCGACAUUCAUGUUUGUAGUCACACAAGUUCAUGUCAAAAGUGACACAGCUGAUGUUGUUAUGAGUGUUCUGUCUAGUUUGCUGUCACAGAGCAGGCAGCCUGAAAAGACAACUUCAGCAGCACCAGGAAUCUUACCGAAAGUAUUAAACCCCUUAAAUUGGAUACCAAAGUUUCCAGACGUGCCAUGGAACCCUGAUUCGGAGCUUACAACUCCUGAAAUUAUCACUAGACAUGGAUAUCAGGCUGAAACUCAUACAGUACAAACUGAAGAUGGAUAUUUAUUGAAUUUACAUAGAAUCCCUUGCGGACGAGCUGGCUGUGAUGGAAGUAUUCGUCAACCUGUAUUUUUACAGCAUGGAAUAUUGGCUAGUUCUGCUGACUGGAUCAUUAGUGGACCAGAAAAGGGUAUAGGAUUCAUACUUGCUGAUUUGGGAUAUGAUGUGUGGCUGUCAAAUUUGCGUGGCAACACUUAUUCACGACAUCACAUCUCACUUUCAAACAACGAUCGAGAGUUUUGGAAUUUCAGCUUCCACGAGAUGGCCAUUUAUGAUCUUCCAGCCUCAAUUCAAUUUAUUUAUGACCAUAGAAAGCGAACAAUGGGUGAAUCUGUAUCUGAAAAUGAUUUGAUUUAUGUUGGUCACUCGAUGGGAACUACAGCACUUUUUGUGAUGCUAAGUGAGAUGCCGGAAUAUAAUGAAAAGAUAAAAUUGUUUAUAGCACUUGCACCGGUCGCUUUUAUGACUCACGUCAAAUCUCCAAUCCGGUUUCUUGCGCCGUUCUCAAAGGAUAUUGAGAGAAUAAUGAAAUUUUUCGGUCAAAAUGAAUUCCUUCCGCAAAAUAAAAUCAUCAAGUGGCUCAGUAAGUACGGAUGUGAAAUGAAUGAAGUAGAAAAGUACAUUUGUGAGAAUACGCUGUUUGUCAUCUGUGGCUUUGAUAAAGAUCAAUACAAUUCGACACUAGCAACAGUUAUUUUUGCACAUUCACCUGCUGGAACGUCAACAAAGACUGUUGUUCAUUAUGCACAAGAGAUUCAAGAGAGUGGAAAUUUCCAGAAUUUCGAUUAUGGCUUUGAGGAGAACAUGCGACGAUAUGGAACUGAAAAACCACCGCAUUACAAUCUCAGCAAUGUUGAAGUUCCUGUUGCUUUAUUUUAUGCUCAAAAUGAUUGGCUUGCAGGCUAUCAAGAUGUUAAGAAGCUUUACAUGAGCUUACCCACACAGUCAGCAAUUGAUUUUUAUAAAAUUCCAUUCGACAACUUUAAUCAUGUUGAUUUUAUUUGGGGUAUUGAUGCACCCCAGCUUGUGUAUGACAAAAUGUUACACCUGAUGAGAAAUUACAAAUAA
Molecule: messenger RNA, 1365 nt
Organism: Chironomus riparius
Lineage: Eukaryota; Metazoa; Arthropoda; Insecta; Diptera; Chironomidae
Source: the annotation of a GenBank genome assembly